Molecule: messenger RNA, 1347 nt
Organism: Hypanus sabinus (Atlantic stingray)
Lineage: Eukaryota; Metazoa; Chordata; Chondrichthyes; Myliobatiformes; Dasyatidae
Product: microtubule-associated protein tau-like
Exons: 11
Coding region: 1-1347 (448 amino acids)
Biological process (GO): microtubule cytoskeleton organization; neuron projection development
Cellular component (GO): neuron projection
Molecular function (GO): microtubule binding
Source: RefSeq, a predicted model, not a curated record
AUGAAAAUUAAAGUGUUUGGCCACUGUGAAGUCCUGCUUGUGGCGGAUAGUGCAGAGGUGCUCACAAAUUCCUCUCCUGUCUCAGAUGAACCUGUUUCAGAUGCAUCUGAACCGAAGACAUCACCAUCGUCUGAGGAUUUGGCUCCCCUGGCCACAGGUUCUGUGGAGCUGCCGUCUGAUCAAGCUACUGCAGCUCCAGUGCCUGUCACAGGUGAGGAAGGAGCCAAACCUCAGGCAGCUUCCACCAAGGGCAAGAUGCAGGUCUUCACAUCUACAUCUGCAAAAUCCUCAACAGCUAGGCCUCAGGCUGCUGCCCGCUCUAAGAGGGCCAUUAAAGCUCCCAGUGUCAGUACCAGAAAAGCUCUUGGCCCCAUCACCAGCCCAAAAAGACAUCUCUCCUCGAUAAACCACAGUGGCACAGGAGCUAAAGUACCUUCAGCAAAGCCUCAUGACUCCAUGCCAGAGGCCAGCAGGAGUCGACUGCCAGCAGCACGAGGAUCAAAGACCACAGCCAGACCUCCAGCCGCUCAGAAGGAAUCUGGUCAGUCACCAGAUCGCCGACGGGCAGCAGGGGACUCUCCAGCCAAGCCGGGUGGUGGUGGGAGUGGAUGCAGCAGCCCAGGAGCUCCCGGGACCCCAAGCAGCCGCUCACGUACUCCCUCACAGCCAUCCUCUGGCUCAGCUAAGGAAGUAAAGAAGGUGGCUGUUGUACGUACUCCCCCAAAGUCCCCAGCUGCUUCCAAGGCACGUCUGGCUACUGUUUCUGCACCAAUGCCUGACCUGAAAAACAUCAAGUCAAAGAUUGGAUCUACAGAUAAUAUUAAACACACCCCUGGUGGGGGCAAGGUACAAAUCGUACACAAGAAGGAAGAUUACAGCGCUGUGCAGUCAAAGUGUGGUUCCAAAGACAAGAUCAAACAUGUUCCUGGAGGUGGAAAUAUACAAAUCACGAACAAGAAACUCGAUCUGAGUCAUGUGUCGUCAAAAUGUGGAUCAAAGGAUAAUAUCCAUCACAAGCCAGGUGGUGGAAACGUGGAGAUCAAGUCACAGAAAGUGGACUUUAAAGAGAAAGCCCAGUCCAAGAUCGGAUCGAUGGACAACAUCAGCCACACGCCAGGAGGUGGCACCAAGAAGAUUGAAUCUCACAAGCUGACUUUCCGUGAGUCAGCUAAAGCUCGUACAGAUCAUGGCGCAGAAAUUGUCUACAAAUCCCCAACCCCCUCCAAUGAGGGCUCUCCCUGUCGACUCAGCAACGUGUCCUCCACUGGCAGCAUCAACAUGGAAUCUCCACAGCUCGCCACGCUCGCUGACCAGGUCUCUGCCUCACUGGCCAAGCAGGGCUUGUGA